Melanotaenia boesemani (Boeseman's rainbowfish) is the source of this 1868-nucleotide messenger RNA. It is a transcript of the gene uncx, whose product is annotated as UNC homeobox. The record is from RefSeq and is a predicted model, not a curated record. The transcript has 3 exons. Gene Ontology annotation, molecular function: sequence-specific double-stranded DNA binding; DNA-binding transcription factor activity, RNA polymerase II-specific. NCBI's taxonomy places the organism in Eukaryota, Metazoa, Chordata, Actinopteri, Atheriniformes, Melanotaeniidae. Gene Ontology annotation, biological process: regulation of DNA-templated transcription. Bases 76 to 1557 code for a protein of 493 amino acids.
CGUUGGCCACACUCGCUGCAUGCUUUUUAAAUUCCCUUCACCGGCCUCCAGACGUCGUUUCCUUUUGCCUGCGGGAUGAUGGACAGCAGGAUACUGGAUCCACCUCACGCCCAGUUCGGAGGCUCUCUCGGCGGGAUGGUGGGCUUCCCGUACCAUCUUAGCCACCAUCACGUUUACGAAUUAGCAGGGCAUCAACUUCAAUCUGCGUCUGCAGUUCCUUUCUCAAUAGACGGAUUACUAAAUGGUUCGUGCGCGGCUUCAGUGGGUAGUUCCAACCCCCUCUUGUCUUCGGGCUGCGGGAUGAAUGGAGAUAAUCAGCAGUACAAGCUGACAGACUCGGGGGACCCAGACAAAGAUAGUCCUGGCUGCAAGAGAAGAAGAACUCGCACUAAUUUCACUGGUUGGCAGCUGGAGGAAUUAGAAAAGGCUUUUAAUGAAAGUCACUAUCCAGACGUGUUCAUGAGGGAAGCACUUGCUCUUCGAUUGGACCUGAUAGAAUCAAGGGUUCAGGUCUGGUUUCAAAAUCGCAGAGCUAAGUGGAGGAAAAAAGAGAACACAAAGAAAGGUCCAGGUCGACCUGCUCACAACGCCCACCCCACCACCUGCAGCGGGGAGCCCAUGGACCCGGAGGAGAUCGCCCGGCGAGAGCUUGACAGGCUGGAGAAGAAGAAACGAAAACAGGAGCGCCGGCUGCUCAAGUCCCAGAACAAGCUUAUGGCUGGGGAUUUAUUUCACACCCCGGGAUCAGAUAGCGACAGCGGGGUGUCACAUGUGACCGACAGUGACCACAACACUGGCUCAUUUUUUGACUCUUUGGGAGGGCAACAGUCGAGCUACGACCAAUCACCUCACCCUCCCCAGACCCCAAACCAGAACCAAAGACACUUAGACAAAGAUGCUGGUGGAUCCGAGCUGGACUCGACCGACCCCAGCCACCCGUCAAACCUGUGCUCAAACAACAACAGAGCCUCCAACCUGCAGAAACUCAACCCUUUUAGCGUCGAAAGCCUCCUUUCGGACUCCAGACCGAGACGCAGCCCCGCGGCCUUACCCUCCUCACGGCCUUUGAUAGGGAAGGGACACUUCCUUCUCUAUCCCAUCACGCAGCCGCUUGGAUUCAUUGUUCCUCAAACUGCUCUGAAGACAACGACGGCAGUGAGCUGUGACAGUGACACCCCAUCGGACAGAAACCAGCCCAACGUCCGCUGCAGCGUCUCGGCGAGCUCUUCGGGAUGUAGGAGCAGCUCGCCGGACUCUGCAGGCGCCACACAGAAAGGACAAUUGGGAUCAGAGAAAAGGACAAGUUCACCGCACACGAGCCCGCCCGGGGCCGCCUUUUCUACGGGCAAACAGACGUCUGUGAUUUGCAACGACUCGAGUUGUGCUCACGAACACAGUCCACAACUCAGCACGCCUGUCGAUAUAGACAAAAAAGAUCAUUUAGCGAACAAAGACCACCCUGACAACCCCGAGUCUGCCCUCAGUGACUGUCCCGCACAAACAAACUCUAAAGAAGAUGUCGACAUGGAAGAAAUCAGUGGGGGUAAACAAAGCUGAAAAAAUACUGACAUAGCCUCUAAACGUCACCUUUUUAUUAGGCCAAAGCUUAACCAGAAAUUACAUCUUUGAAUUUAAACUCUAGGUUUUCCCCCGAACUCUGCUGACAUUUUUUGAUAAUGUGCUCUCCUUUCUCCUUUCUCUGCGAGUGUGUAUGUGUGUGUGUGAGAGAGUCAGGAGUCUCUAGAUAUCCUUUAAUGUGUGAUAACCUGUUAAAAAAACACACGACCGAUAAAAAUCCUCAAGAGCUGUAAGAAAGGUAUUAUACUAUUUAUAUAUGUAAGGUUUUUCUUAAAUAAAUCUAUUGUAUA